UUUGAGCCCUGCAAAAUGAAAAUGUCAAAUGUUCAAUACCCCCCUCCCCUGAAAUUGUUUCCUCUUGUUUUCCCCUCCAGCUCUGCUUAGGCCCCAUCUCUGCUUAAAAGUGAAUGCAGAGAGUGAGCCUCUCCUCUGCUGGGCAAGGCUGGGGCAGGCCACCCCUCAGGUGGGCUAGGCGCUGCCUAGCCCGCUCCAGCACAGAAGGUCCCUGGAGGAGAGGGCGAGCUGGGGGUUGUCCGUCGCACACCCCGUCCCCCAGCACAGGCAACCAGGCGGGGAGCCAGGAAGCUGCUCGCACCCAGCAGCUCUCCCUGCACUGCAGCUGUUGCUCGCAUGUGACCAGCAGCCCAGCACUGUCCCUGCUGCACCAGGUUUACGCUUAGUCCUAGUGCCCCGAGGCGAGAGCGGGGGCGCCGGCGCGGGCUCCUGUUGCUUUCGGAUCGUUAGGUACGUGCUGGCUUCUCCGAGCGGCGCCUCCCAGGCCGGAGCGGGCUGCCCCCCCCCCCCCCGGCAGAGUCACACACGCGGGCGGGAAGAGGAGGCGCUCCCCAGCGUCGGCCUGCAGCUGCGCCCCGCAGGCGGGAGGGGGCCCCUCUGUCGGGCCCCAGGAGCAGCGCGUGUCGCGACUCCCCCUCCCCAGCCAGGGCAGCCUCCUCGGGGAGAGAGCAGCAGGCGGGCGGCGGCAGUGAGCAGCCACGGCGGGGCCCUCCGGAGACCGGCAGGGGGCUCAGGCACCGGCAGGUACAUCCAGCUGCUUCAUGCUGCCCCCGAGGCAACAUACAGCAGCCGCCGCCACCUUCUCCCCUACUCUGGGGCUGCAUGGCCGCUGUCCCCAGCGCGCCCAGCUUUGGAUUCUGCCCUUCCGCGCUCUGAGCACCGUGUGGGGUCGGACUCCUCCUCCUCCAGCGCUCGCAGAGCGGCGCUUCCUUGCGCGCCAGCACAUCCUGCAACUUAGAAUUCCACUACUGUGCAAUGAAAGGAAUCUUCAUUGCUGGGAAUUGAAACUCUGGUGGAUUAUUCCUGGCUUCCUUGUUGGUUAUAAAAUGGAGCCCCUAUCAUUCAAAGUUAAAAAACUUCAAACACCCACUGAUAUCUCUGUGGAUUUUAGUCUCCAGCUUGUUGGUUCUCUGCCAGUGCAUUCUCUAACCACCAUGCCAGUGCUUCCUUGGAUUGUGGCAGAGAUUCGGCGGCUCAGUAUGCAAUCUUCCGUCGAAGAACCUAGCACCAGCCAAAUCCGGCUUUAUGUUUCACCAGCAGGCCUGCGAUGUGAACCAGACACAGGAAAGAGCCAACAGUGGGAUCCUUUGAUUUGUUCCAGCCUGUUUGAAUAUAAGCCACAGCAUGUCCACAAGCUGAUUCACAAUAGCCAUGAUCCAAGUUACUUUGCUUGUCUGAUAAAGGAUGGAGCAGUAAAUCAGCACAGUAUCUGUUAUGUAUUCAGAGCCGCUGAUCCAACAAAAGUGCCUGAGAUUAUUGGCUCCAUUCGACAGGCUGGAAAAAUCGCUCGCCAAGAAGAGUUUCAGAAUAAUCCAUCAGAAGUUGAAGACCCUUUUUCCAAAAAGUUUGAGGUGUUAUUCUGUGGACGAGUGACAGUAGCACACAAGAAUGCACCCCCAGCAUUAAUAGACGAAUGUAUUGAAAAAUUUAACCAUGUUAGUUGUACCAAAAAAAUGGAAUUUAAUUCCUUGUCCCAACAACUUGAAACUGCCAAUAAUUCUGGAGGAUUAUCAUUCAGUGAUAAAUUGCGAUCUGUUUUCCAACCCUUAGUCGGUGAAGAAGAAGAGAAAAGGCCAAUUAGGAAAUCUUAUUCUCAGCCUGGGCUGCGUUCCUUUUCUUUUAAGAGGGACUUGCAAGAUGGGAGUUGCAAGAGUAACAGUUUUGCCAGCUCUUUUGAUGAAACUGAGACUUCACUGAACCUAAAACGUCAGCUUAGCUAUGGACACAAUGUCGUGCAACCAACAGAUAUUGCAGGAAACCGGACUAUGUUGUUCACGAUUGGGCAGUCUGCAGUUUAUCUCAUCAGUCCUGACACGAAAAAAGUAGCACUUGAGAAAAGUUUCAAGGAAAUUUCCUUUUGCUCUCAGGGUAUUAGACAUGUGGAUCACUUUGGGUUCAUCUGUAGAGAGUCUUCAGGAAACGGUGGCUGCUACUUUGUCUGCUACGUGUUUCAGUGCACAGAUGAAGCCCUGGUUGAUGAAAUCAUGAUGACUUUGAAACAGGCUUUCACUGUAGCUGCUGUGCAACAAACCUCCAAAGCUCAGCUCCAACUUUGUGAGGGAUGCCCUAUGCAAUGCCUGCAUAAACUCUGUGAAAAGAUUGAAGGACUACAUCCUUCUAAAACUAAACUAGAACUCCAGAAGCAUCUAACAACACUAAAUAACCAGGAGCAGGCUGCUCUUUUUGAGCAGGUUCAGACACACGAAAAAAUAAGACCAAGAAAUGAUAAGAAAGAGAAUGAGUUGAUUAUCUCUAUUCUAAGAAACAUGUAUGAAGAAAAACAGAAGGAUCAUGUUCACGUUGGGGAAGCAAAGCAGGCUUCACAGCCUUGUGGAGAGACUACUGGAAAUGAGAUGCCAAGCAGUGCUCCCAGGUUCAGACUAGAUAUGUUGAAGAGCAAAGCUAAACGGUCGCUAACAGAAUCAUUAGAAAGUAUCUUGUCACGGGGCAGUAAAGCCAGAGGUUCACUAGAAAGUUCUGGAAGUUUGGAUUUGGACAGCUCCUUAUCCAGUACAUUAAGUAGCACAAGUAAAGAACCAUCUUUGUGUGAAAAAGAAGGCCCACUUCCAGAGACUCCUGCCAAGACCAAUGAAUCUGUGGGAGAUCUCUCCAGUGACCUAGUUAGUCACCCCAUCGAGCAGCCUGAUAAAUUACCUCAGCAAGGCUUUCGCCGGCGAGCAAACACAUUGAGUCACUUGCCUAUUGAAUACCAGGAAUCUUUGGAACCAGUUGAAACAUCACCAUCUAUUCCACAAAGGAAACUUAUGAGGUAUCAUUCAGUGAGCACAGAGACUCCUCACAAGCGAAAUUUGAGCACAUCUGUUGGCAAGUCUGAAAGCUGUUCUGGUCAGUCUUCAGCUCCCUCUCCUCUAGCUCGUCUUAAUCCCUCGGCCUCUUCACUCACUUUUUUAAAAUAUCUAAAGCAUAAUUCAAGCAGAGAACAAUGUGCGCAUGUUGCACAAAAGAGCACCUCCUACCGUAUUGCCCUACGGAAAAAGCUUCAUUCUUCCUCCUCUGUGCCAAAUUUCUUAAAAUUUCUGGCUCCUGUAGAUGAAAAUAACACCUCUGACUUUAGGAGCGCAAAAAGUGACUAUGAGUCUAAACAAAGCCAGCUGGAUGUUGGCAAUGACACCCCUAUAAGGACUCGCCGGCAUUCAUGGAGACAACAGAUUUUCCUUCGAGUGGCAACUCCACAGAAAGGAUGUGAUUCUCCCAGCCGACAUGAUGACUUCUCUGAAUUGGGAGAUCUUCCACCCAGGUCCCCAUUAGAACCAGUUUGUGAAGAUGGCCCGUUUGGGCCAGUGAAAGAAGACAGGAAACGGACAACUCGGGAGCUUCGAGAACUGUGGCAGAAAGCCAUUCUUCAACAGAUUCUGCUCCUCAGAAUGGAAAAGGAAAAUCAAAAGUUGCAAGCUUCUGAAAACAAUUUGCUGAACAGGCGUCUGAAACUUGAUUAUGAAGAAAUCACUCCGUGCUUGAAAGAUGUAACUUUGGUUUGGGAAAAAAUGCUGAGUACACCAGGAAGGUCAAAGACAAAAAUUGACAUGGAAACAAUACAUUCUGCUGUUGGGCGAGGAGUACCACGUCAUCACAGGGGCGAGAUCUGGAAGUUUUUAGCAGAACAAUACCAUCUUAAACAUCAGUUUCCAAGUAAGCAGCAGCCAAAGGACACUCCCUACAAAGAACUCUUAAAACAAUUAACUUCCCAGCAACAUGCAAUACUUAUUGACCUUGGACGCACCUUUCCAACACAUCCUUAUUUCUCAGCACAACUGGGAGCUGGGCAGCUGUCACUCUACAAUAUUUUGAAAGCCUAUUCUCUCCUGGAUCCGGAAGUAGGGUAUUGCCAGGGCCUUAGUUUUGUAGCAGGAGUUCUGCUGCUUCAUAUGACUGAAGAAGAUGCUUUUAAGAUGUUGACAUUUCUUAUGUUUGACAUGGGCCUAAGGAAACAGUAUCGUCCCAACAUGACUAUUUUACAGAUCCAGAUGUAUCAACUUUCCAGACUUCUUCACGAUUACCAUAGAGAUCUCUACAAUCACUUGGAGGAGCAUGAGAUUGGCCCUAGUCUCUAUGCUGCCCCCUGGUUUCUGACCAUGUUUGCAUCUCAGUUUCCCCUGGGAUUUGUUGCCAGAGUGUUCGAUAUGCUCUUUCUUCAGGGAUCAGAGGUUAUAUUUAAAGUGGCUUUAAGCCUGUUGGGAAGUCACAAACCCUUGAUUCUGCAACAUGAGAACUUAGAAACCAUAGUGGAUUUUAUUAAAAACACUCUCCCAAACCUGGGCUUGGUACAGAUGGAAAAGACCAUUAAUCAAGUGUUUGAAAUGGAUAUCGCCAAGCAGUUGCAAGCUUACGAAGUUGAAUAUCACGUGCUUCAGGAUGAGUUGAUAGAUUCAUCUCUCAAUGACAAUCAGAGAAUGGAUAAGUUGGAAAAGGCAAACAUUAGUUUGAGAAAACAGAACUUUGAUCUACUGGAGGAGUUGCAGGUGGCAAAUGGAAAGAUCCAAAACCUAGAAGCUACAGUAGAAUUUUUACUGAACAACGAGUGCAAAUUGAAGCAAUCCAUUGUCACUUUAGAGCUGGAGAGGAAAGCUUUGCUGCAGACAGUGAAAGAUCUACGCACGCAGACUGGCAGCCCAGGUGGAAAACAUCUACUUACCAGGCAAGAGUGCCUGGAUGUCAACUGACAGCUGCAAUUGUAAUGGACCAGACAAGUUCCACAAAGAGAAAGGGAAGAACUGUUUUUUACUGUCAUCAUUGGGAUUUGACAUGGUCUUCUUAGCGUUGUCCAUGCCUUACUGUAGCCGAGUGAGGGGAUAGGAGUGUCUGCAAAAAUAUGAGGAGCACGUUUCUCAGGGAGGAGACUCUUGCUUGUUAACUUAUAGAAUACUUAUGAACUAUAAAAUAUGCAAUAUAAUGAUGGGCAGGAAUGAAUAACUAAAUAACAUAUGUACACUCCAGAUACAAUGUACUGUAAAUAUCUGCGGUCAUGGACUCUUCCAUAAGUGCUUUAUAUUGGUUACAUGUGUUCCUUUUUCUAUUUAGAAAACACCAUGUUAAAUAGUGUGCCCUGUAAAAGGCUGGAAAAUUACAGCAGUGAAGAGCUUCUGAACUGAUUCUGCCUUUUUGGGACUACAAAGUAUUAGCAUUCACAGAUAGAUUGUGAUCAUACUCGAUAGAUUUCUGAGGGUGUAAUUCCCCUGCCGCUUGGCUGGGUUCCACUAAUCAUGUUAUUAAGGCCUCUGAUAACUGCUUUGUGUGCUUAAAGGUGUUAACUUAGUGGACCCUGGAGAGCUGGACUUGGUUGUGCGUAACUAUAAUUGUGGGGCAUUUUGCCAUCAGUUUUUAUAAAACAUACUGUUUUAGUAUGUUUUGUUUUGACAUCCAUUGUUUUAGUACUGUUGAUUGACAUGAUCUGAUAAAUGUACCAUUGAAGGUAACUGCAUUUUACUUUCUCAACAGAAUACACUGACAUUGUCAUGGUGGAGUCUGUCACUCUCACAGUAUUGUAGUGGAUUUAUCAUCAUGCCUAAAGGCAUCAUUUUAUUUACUUCUGAUCUGCUGUGUGAUGUCGGACAGCCUCUUUCAAGGAACUGAAUGCCUGCUGAGUUUUAGUUUCAUUUGGUACUCGGUACCCAUCCAGCCUUUGGAGAAGAACAAUAUUUAAGACUCUUUCUCUGAAAUGGUGGAGGCACUUCAAAACUUGAUUUUGUGCCAGUCAUACUUAAACUGCUUUAUAAAGGAUAUUGGGCUAAAGUAUGAUUUAGGACCAUGGCCUAUUUACAAUGCAUCUUUUGCAGAAGAUUACACAUUUUAAAAAGCUCACUUUUCUGUAAUAUAUAGUGAAAGUAGUCUUCUGGCCAGUUAAAGCAUCACUGUUUCAACUACAGGAGCAAUAACGUCCAAGGAGAUCCAGUUAACUUGUUGUUUAAUUAGACCAAAUAGUACCACAAAAUUGUUCUUCCCCAAACUCAGUGUUACAGGUAUCAACUUGCUGCUAUAGUAGAGAUUAGUAUUUCAGAUGCGAGUUUCCUAAAUUGUCAAUUUCUUAUUCUUAAAAUUUUAGGGCACAUUUAUUUCUCUAAUCCACAAUGUGGUGGAACAUCUUUUAUCUUCAUGCUUGUUUCUCUAUGGUACAUUCUGCUUGCAGCUGUAAUGUGCACUCUGGUGCGAAUCAAAUACCAGCAUGUGGAUUAAACUGGGGAAUUUGCUCUUUAAUUUCUAAAUUACACAUUGAUUCCUGUAAAUUUCUUAGAUGUGUCUGGUUCUCCAAAUCCACAUUGUUUGCUUAGAGUCUAAAUUCAAUAUAAGCCAGACAUUACAAAUCUCUUUACUUCUUGUGUUUUGUUUUUGAAUUGAGAAACCAUACAGAAGCUCACACUUCACAUGUUAAAUUCUGUUUACAUCAUACUCUUUUACAGUUUGAGGGCUAAGUUAUGUUGUAUUUGGACAUCUUGGGGCCAUUACUCAUACAUUGGCUUUUUACAUUAAACAAAAGAGCAACAGAGAAAAGUUAAUGAUCCAUGCCAAAAUUUAUGUUUGCACGUUUUGUUGCAUCUAAGAACAAAAACAAAGUUCUCUGUGUGAUAGUUCAGAAGUUAAUAUGUUAAUAAUUUCCCUGAGAUCACAGUAUGAUUUUUAAAUAGUUAUUAAUGAAAACUGAUGGACAUCAAACUUUUUUAGACACUCUAAGAACCCCAGUUGUGAACUUGGGACCUGCGUCUAUAUCUCUUGGCUUAGGAUGUGUAUUUUUGGUAUGACUCAAGUUGUGCAGUAGUUUGGCUCAUGUUCUACUUCUCUCCCAGUGAAGUGGAGGAAAGCCUUUGGCCCAGAGACUUUUUCAAGCAUUUAUUUUCCUUCAGACAAUAUGAUCCUGAGUUGAAAUCAGGGCUAGAACAUCUGUUCGCAGAGGAGAGUGUGGUUAGUAGGUAGGCAUCCGUUUUCAGUCUCAAGUGUCCACAUGUUUGUGACCGUUUGAUUUUGCCAAGAAGCAGAGCUUUCCAGGGUGAAACCUGUCAAUGUACAAAUGCACCAGAUUUUGCUAAAGUUCCAAAUAGCCCACCUGACUGACACACUGAGGCCCAGGCCAUCCACAGCACAGGAGCUGAGCAUUAAUGGGACAACUGCAUUGGGAUCUCCCUUGCUUACAUGGCAUCAGAUGAGUGUGCUGUUUCUGUGGGAUCAUUUUCCUGCCUCUUCUGCCCUGUGCCACUAGAUCUCAAGGGGGGGAUGGUAGGAUGGAAUAAUGUAGAGUAAGGGAGGUGCCCUGCUCCAAGUCACCAACCCUUGCAAAGCCCAGGCAUUUCCAUGCAGAAAUGAGAGAGAAAUAAUAAAGCUUGGUGCUGUUAAGACACCCCUGACACACACUUUCAGCUCCCCUCUGCUUCUGGGGACUCUACCAAUAGCAGUAUAGUUCUGUGUUGCUGUGGGAGAGGAUCCUGAACUAUCCCUACAGGCUGGCUGCUGUAUCAAAACAGAAAGCAGCUCCCUUACCUGUAGUUAAGAGAUACUAGCGAGUUGGAAACCCAUAAAUCCAUGUCGUAGCCCCAAAAGGGAAAAAUCCUCUCUUCCUCCCAAGGGAACGGUCUGAGGAAAGCUGCAAGUUGAAGCUUACAGAAUUUUUUCCCCCUUGCCUCUCCCACAGGUGAUUAGUCUCUGUCCUUUCCCCCACUUCCCCCGAUGGUGCGCAGAAAAGGGGGAGAAAAAGGGAAAAGGAGAGCGACUUCCCAGGAUUCCCCAAGAGAUAGUCCCAAGAGUUCAUUCCCAUGCACAACUUGCGCCUUACGAGGUGCUUUGCUGUGCUCGCUCUGUGAGUAAUAUAGGGGUGCUCGUGACGCACACUAGCGUACCAGCUCAGAGAUGCACUGUGAACAAGAGAUGGUGUCAGCUAGGGCAGAAGAGAGACUUGGCCUGUAAUGUGGCAGGAGCUAGUCAUGCCAUCUGUGACAAGAAAGAAUCUGCUCCACUAGUGCUUUGCAGUCAACAGCGCCCUGUGGACUGCGGAGCUGAUCUGGCAUGUGGAAUGCCACCCUGCAAUAGCAGGCUUUCUUUUCCUCAUCCUGCAUCUGAGGAUAUGCCACUGCCCUCAUUGUUGGCUCAUUGGCAUGUCUAUAUCUUGGCCUGUUUAUUUUUAAGAGCUCAUUAUAUAGAACCUGAGAAUAAUGACACAGUGCCCAUCAUCUGAGGAGGUCGAUGCACUUUACAGAGGUGGGUAAGCAUUAUGAUUCCCCUUUAAUACAGAGUGAGGAAGUGAGUCACAAAGGAGCAGAGAGACUUGUCACAGGUUGCACAAUGUGUUAGUGGUAGCUGGGACUAAAAUCCAGGUCUUCUGAGUCCCAGACCUGCGCUCUCAAACACUAAAUAAUUCUGCCCCUUGGUUACUACAAAAUCUCUGGCUUUCUCUGAUGUUACUAUGGUCUUCAGAGACAUGAUAUUUUCUCUUCAUUUUCAAUUCCCCUUUUUCCUUCCCUACCUCCCUCCAAAAUGUACACUCCACAAUGAGAGUGCUUCUUCAUGCUUUCAAAGGAGGUGGAUAAACCUUAGGCCAGAUUCUGUGCUGCAACUCUCAGGAGAGAGAACACAGGAAGGCAGAGGGGAUCGAUGGUGGCUUCAGCCUACCUUUGUGGCUCUCAGAUUCUAGCACUAAUUAGAGCAGUGUCUUGGGGCUGGUCUGACUACUAACAGCUUCCUCAGACUUUCUAAUGUGCUAUUCUGCAGCCCAGAAUGUCCAGAGGACACAGUGCUGGAGUAGUGUAAAAAGCAGAGCAUGGGCAGAGCAAGGGCUGGAAUCUGACCCAAUGACUGUAAUUACACUCUUCUCCCGUUGAUCUCCCACCCACACACUUUCAGAGCCUGAUGGACAGGCAUAGUUCAACUGGGAAGCUUGGCUCAUGGAGAAGAAUGGGAGCCUGAGGCACCAUGAAUGUAUUUUCAUACUGGAGGUUUUGAGUCUUUGGUUUUUCAGCACAAAGUUGAAAUUUUCCAUGGAAACCAAACACUUCACAUUAAGAAUUUCAUUUAGUCAAAACCCAAUUUUCUGUCCAAAACCAGGUUUGAUGGAAAAUUUCUGAUCCACCCUACUUAAUAUGCCCCAUUAAUGUAUGCGUCCCCAUUUCUGAGAGACACGUCGAUAUUACAGAACUGCUGGAGCAAUCUAUAAAAAAAAUUCUGCCCUAUUACAAUUGCAGAAUUUGAAUAUUGAACUAAAGCAUUAUUUGUUUAGUGGAAAUUAAGCUCUGUUUGUUUCAUCAGUGCUUGCUGUAUGGGGGCGUCUUGUGUUGGGCUAUGGGACUCAUUUGAAAAUAGGUGUAUUGGCAAAAAGGGUAGACCUUUAUUUGGGCGGUUUGGCCACUUUCCCUUUCUUGGAGCAGAUUAAUAUUUGUUAAAUUGGUUCCCUUUUCCACGUUAUUGAGGGGUGAAGUAAGGAAGCCAUUGGAAAUGCGCAGCAACAAGAGUCUGGGACAUAAAAGACCUGGGAAGUGUACUGUGUAUUCCUGAGUGCUAUCUACUGGUACUUUAUCACCUAACUCUUAACAGAUGUACAGACAUCUCUUUUAUAGAGCACUCCUAUUACACAAACAAGGUGGUCUGGUGUCAGGGGGCAGGGCAGAGAUGCGAUGGGCAGCAAAUCCUUUUGGCCUGAAGGUGAGAGAUUCUAUCUGUUUUUGCUAGUCAUUAGGAAUCAAUUGCUAGGUCUGGGCUAGAGAGCAGGGAUGAGAGCAAGUUCCACAAAAGGACAUAGAAUUUCAUAGAAUCCUAUUUUGCUCAUUGGUCAGAGGAAAGAAUGGGGUAGAAAUGUGAGUUCAUUUGGGCAGGGGAGAGCAUCUGGGGAGGUUGGAGUUCUACAAUUGAAUAUUAAUGAUAACCUAGCAUGGGUGUUCUUUUAUGUUGCGUUCAAAUAGACAUCCAUUAAUUAAUAGAAAUUCUGUAGCUGGCUCGCGGGAGAAGAAUAAACCACAUUUUUACUUUAUAUGCAUACACCUUUCCCAUUCUUUUCAGUGCAUGUGUCAUGUCUAUUUGAAGAUAAUUUCACCCUUAUUAUGGAAUAAGAACAACACAUCUGUCAAGUUUUAAGGCUACUCACUAAUGGUCUCCACAUCCAACCUUAACAAUUACACAUUUUUCCCCUUGAAUUUAAGAGACUUAAGACCAUUCCUGCGAGCCUUAGAUAUGUGAGCAGUCUCUGGGCAGUACCAUUGCGAGUGACAGGAGUGAAGCUUUGCAUGAUCAUAUCCUGAACUUUAUUCCUGGUUUCUAGCUGUGCAAAUGAUUUUCCAUAUGUAUUUUGUGUGUAUACAACAUAUAAAUGACUUGUAUUUUUAUAUCAGUGAACUUAAGUUUGCACAUUGCAGUUUUUACCCAGUAAAUUUAAGUUUUGAAUAUUAA
Gopherus evgoodei (Goodes thornscrub tortoise) is the source of this 10599-nucleotide messenger RNA. It is a transcript of the gene TBC1D1, whose product is annotated as TBC1 domain family member 1. Lineage: Eukaryota; Metazoa; Chordata; Testudines; Testudinidae. The transcript has 22 exons. Bases 762 to 4901 code for a protein of 1379 amino acids. The record is from RefSeq and is a predicted model, not a curated record.